AUGUCUCAUAUACCUUCAAAACGGCGGAAAUUAGAUCACGCCAACAGCAAAGAUGAAUCGCAUUUAUUGGGCGAAUUGCAGCCGGAUGCGAAGUUGGGGCAGCUAGACGACGAUAGCGGAAACUCCUCUGAAGACGACCAAAGGAGCCUAGAACACGAUAUGUCGACGUCCAAGCCGCAAGCGCAAGGAAACUCGCUAUCGAAUCGGCUCAAGGACGAUGAUGAGCACGCGCUAUAUGCUGGAGGGUUGUUCAAGUCAAGCAUGUUCAAGUUGCAGGUCGACGAGAUGCUAAGAGAAUUGCGGCCAAAUUACGAGAGGAGGCUUCGUGGGGCCGACGAUAUGCUGCGCAAGCUUAAGGCCUGGAUUGAAGACAUCAGGGACAGUGAUGAGCUCUCUCCCGCGGAUUGUGUCAAGACCCUUUUUAAAUCACACAAAAUUUCUGUCCCAUUUCCUGAUCCAAAGCCUGACAAGAAUGCCGCAUACAAAUUGGGGUAUCAGCGACCUUCUAGGAUAAAUGUGGUGGGAAGCUACACCCUAAACACCAUGAUUAAAACGGAUGCAGUGUUAUCCAUUGACAUGGUAGUCGUUAUGCCCGCUUCUAUCUUCCAGGAAAAAGAUUAUUUAAAUUACCGCUACUUCUACAAACGAGCGUACUAUCUAGCCUGUAUAGCAGCUGGACUCCAGGAUGUCGUACGUGACGAAUAUACGCUGAGUUUCAAGUACCUCGGUGGGAAUACUCUACACCCUAUAUUGGUAGUCAAGCCCAAGUCAAAUGAGGAUAAGCCACACUCGGAAUUCGAGAUUCGUAUUAUUCCCGCCGCCCCCACAGGCUUCUUUGCUGAGUCUAAACUACGCCCUGAGAAGAAUUCAGUGCGUCAGAAGGACGCAGCAGGCGGCAAUUCCACCUCCCACCCGACACCCUUCUAUAAUGCCUCGUUGCGCGCCGACGGUAAUUUUGAGGCGUACCUCAAACUCCUGCACGCGGCAUCAAAGCUGUCAGACGGUUUUCUCGAUACAUGUCGCCUUGGCCGAAUCUGGCUUCGACAGCGAGGGUUUGGAAGUUGCAUGUCUGAAGGAGGGUUCGGGCAUUUCGAAUGGGCUGCUCUAGUGGCCCUCCUGCUGCGAGGCGGGGGCCCGAAGGGUAACAGUCUUCUUUCGCCAGGAUACAGCAGCUACCAAAUGUUCAAAGCUGUCCUUCAAUUUCUGUCAACCAACAACCUCGCCGACAAGCCGGUUAUUUAUCAAGGGUCGGAAGCCAUUAUCUCAAAAUCUGGUCACCCCAUGCUUUAUGACGGCCCAAGAGGCCAAAACUUGCUAUACAAGAUGACACCUUGGUCAUACGGGCUUUUACGAGAUGAAACUGCAAUCUCAUUAGAAAUGCUUAAUGACGAAACAUUCGAUCAAUUUGAGCCAACGUUCACACAGCGAACUUCACAGGCUUUGCAGAGAUACGAUUGCAUAGUGCGCGUCCCAGUGCCAAGAAAUCCAGGUGGUUUGGUGCACUGUGAUCACACAUCAGAUAUGAUGAGCUUUGGUCACCGCAUAUAUGAUGUCUUGCGGGAAGGUUUGACAGAUAGGGUAAGAUUAAUUGACAUCAAGAUAUCAAAGCCGUCUGCCUGGUCAAUCAAGUCAUCCGGACCACCUGUUUCGGAGAACUCUUUGCUGGUUGCAGUUAUUUUCGAUCCUCUAAAUAUAGGCCGACUUGUUGACCACGGCCCAUCUGCAGAGGAGCGAAAGAAGGCGGCCAAGUUUCAAAAUUUCUGGGGGGAAAAAGCAGAGCUACGGCGAUUCAAGGAUGGGAGUAUCCUCGAGAGUCUCGUCUGGAAGGCCGGUUCAACCUCCUCGAUCUUCCAGGACAUUGUAUCUUACCUCGUCGCUCGCCAUUUCGGCAUAGAGGUGGCCGGAGGUCUUAGCUUCAUCGGAGAGGGGUUUGAAACGGCGUUGGCUUCUCCUGGCAUAGCUGGAAAGCUAUUUGAUGUUCUUAAACAGGCUUUUCAGGUCUUCCAGAAAGACGUCACAAAUUUAGAAGGGUUGCCGCUGCAAUUGAGGCAGUUAUCACCAAUCAGUCCUCAACUACGGUACACUUCCAUUGAGCCACCAUCAUUUAGCCCCCACCAUCCCCUCCAGACACCUGCCGAUGUUUUGAUUCAGUUCGAAGGAUCCGGGAGAUGGCCAGAUGGCAUUGUUGCAAUUCAACGCACAAAGAUCGCGUUUCUACUUAAAAUCGGUGCCCUUCUUCAGGAAUCUAAUAAUAUCAUUGAGACCCGACUUGGUCUAGAGAACGGAGACCAACCUCUACAAAAUUGCGCCUUCUUGGACGUGAUAUACGAGUCCGGGGCUGUGUUUCGGCUACGGAUUCACAACGAUCGGGAACAAGCUCUACUCGAGCGCAUUAUCAAAGAUAAGUCGGCAGAUCCUCAAACCCGGGAAGAUGCAGUGUCAGCAAUGUCGACGUAUAAGAGGAUGUUUAUUCAACUCCCGCUACUAGCCCAAUCCAUUGCAACACAUUGCACUCGUUUCCCCCUCCUGUCGCCGACGAUUCGGUUGACGAAGUUAUGGUUUGAUCGUCACAUGCUAUCUGGGCAUAUUAGCGACGAGCUCAUCGAGCUUAUUGUAUCCCGCACUUUUUUGCAGCCUUACCCGUGGCGGGCACCAUCGUCUGUAAUGACAGGCUUUCUAAGAACACUGAUGUUUAUAUCGCGAUGGGAUUGGCGGCUUAUGCCUCUCGUUGUCGACUUUUCUGGAACCAUGACGGGCGAGGACGUUGCAUCCAUCAACACUCGGCUAGACGCUUGGAGGAAGAUUGAUCCGGGCAUGAAUCGGACUGUGCUUGUAGCUGCAUCCAGCCACGAUACAAGUGGGAUUGCAUUUACCGACACAGGGCCUUCAAAGGUGGUCGCUGCACGUAUGAGUGCUCUGGCUAGUUCUGCGUAUAAGUUGGUCAAGCAUAAGGGCCUUGAACUAGAUCAAAGGUCGUUAUUUGCGGCAUCAACAACUGACUACGAUUUUGUCAUCCACCUCUCCAAAGGUUUCACGGGGCGUCUAAAACAAAAAGAAUCCUCGCGACAAAGAUUCAAGAACCUCGAGGUACAGUCAAAGGCCAACUUGGAUCUUGUUGGUUACCAACCGGUAGAGCUAUUCCUUAACGAGGUUGGGAGUUUGUACACAAGCCAUGUUGUCUUCUUCCAUAGCCAGGCGGCGCCGACCGUCAUUGCAGGUCUGUGGAAUCCGCAGGCGGUCUCUUCCCGGCCGUUCAAGGUGAACCUAGCAUAUGCGACCAAGGUCUCCGGCGGCAGUGGUAAGGAGAAGGAGAAUGAUGGGGAGAAUGAGGUGGAGAUGGAUAAGUCAGCGAUAUUGUCAGAGAUUGCGAGGCUUGGUGGAGAUAUGAUUUCACGUAUAGAGGUUCAUUAG
Molecule: messenger RNA, 3411 nt
Organism: Venustampulla echinocandica
Lineage: Eukaryota; Fungi; Ascomycota; Leotiomycetes; Helotiales; Pleuroascaceae
Product: putative pre-rrna processing protein utp22 protein
Exons: 3
Coding region: 1-3411 (1136 amino acids)
Biological process (GO): tRNA export from nucleus; rRNA processing
Cellular component (GO): UTP-C complex; small-subunit processome; CURI complex
Source: RefSeq, a predicted model, not a curated record